This is a messenger RNA of Acanthopagrus latus (yellowfin seabream), 5332 nucleotides long. It is a transcript of the gene bckdk, whose product is annotated as branched chain ketoacid dehydrogenase kinase. Gene Ontology annotation, cellular component: mitochondrion. Bases 47 to 1486 code for a protein of 479 amino acids. Gene Ontology annotation, biological process: protein phosphorylation; regulation of glucose metabolic process. NCBI's taxonomy places the organism in Eukaryota, Metazoa, Chordata, Actinopteri, Spariformes, Sparidae. Gene Ontology annotation, molecular function: pyruvate dehydrogenase (acetyl-transferring) kinase activity. The transcript has 11 exons. The record is from RefSeq and is a predicted model, not a curated record.
GGUUCAGCUGUCAUGUCGUCGCUCCAGCAUUCUCCCCUACUGGCCAAUGCGCACAAAGCCCUUUCUGUACCCUUUCUCUACUGUAUUCAGAUACGUGCCUUUGUGCACCAUUACGACGCGACCCCAAUGGCCUCGUAGCGACACUAGAGUUCAGUGCUUGUACAGGAACAGGGCCACCCUGUUCACACACACAGCUUGUCUCCAAAUGCGUCCGGGACUGGCGGGUAUCGUGGAGAUGCUGAGCGGUGCUACCUGCAGGGCCAGGCCGAGGCUCGGCAGCCUCUUGCUUGCCCCCCUCACCAAAACAGUACCGCCGAUGUCAAGCACGGGGAGCAACAGAUUUCGGUCCACAUCCUCGAUGGGGUAUUCAGAGUUGGCAAGAGAGCGGUCAAAGACUGUCACGUCGUUUUACAACCAGUCUGCAAUUGACGUCUCCGCAGAAAAGGCCUCAGUGCGACUGACACUAGCGACCCUGCUGUAUUCUGGAAAGUCUCCUGAUGGACACCACAUCCUGAGCAGUGCCAAGUAUCUACACAAGGAGCUCCCUGUGCGAAUCGCCCAUCGCAUCAAGGGCUUCCGCAGUUUGCCCUUCAUCAUCGGUUGCAACCCCACCAUUCUGCAAGUGCAUGAACUGUACAUCAGAGCCUACCACGUGCUCAGUGACUUCCCCCCGAUCAAGGAUCAGGAAGUGGAGGCUCGUUUCUGUAAGCUGGUGCAGCAGCUGCUGGACGACCAUAAAGAUGUGGUGACCAUGCUGGCACAGGGCUUCAGGGAGUGUCGCAGACACAUCCAGGAUGAGACAAUCCUCCGUAGCUUCCUGGAUACGACGCUGUGCUCUCGUCUGGGAAUCCGAAUGUUGGCCACGCACCACCUCGCCCUCCACGAAGACAACCCUGAUUUUGUUGGGAUCAUAUGCAGACGUCUCUCUCCCAAAAAAAUCAUCGAGAAGUGGGUGGACUUUGCCAGGCGUCUGUGUGAGCACCAGUACGGGAACUCUCCCCGAGUGAGGAUCAAUGGACAUGUGGCAGCUCGCUUCCCCUUCAUCCCGCUGCCUCUGGAUUACAUCCUGCCCGAGCUCCUCAAGAAUGCCAUGAGGGCCACCAUGGAAAGCCAUCUGGACACCCCAUACAACGUGCCCGAUGUGGUCGUCACCAUCGCCAAUAAUGACAUUGAUUUUGUCAUCAGGAUUUCAGACCGUGGUGGCGGCAUCCCUCACAACAUUGUGGACAAGGUGAUGGACUACCACUUCAGCACGGCUGAGGAGAGCGCACAGGACCCCCGCAUGAGCAACUUCUUCAACAACAUUACCAACAGUGGGAACCAGUCCAGCCCCAUGCAUGGGUUUGGCUUCGGCCUGCCCACCUCCAGGGCCUACGCUGAGUACCUGGGCGGCUCUCUCUCCAUACAGUCUAUGCAGGGCAUCGGCACAGACGUCUACCUGCGCCUGCGCCACAUCGACGGUAAGGGAGAGAGCUUCAGAGUGUAAAGCUCCCCGAUGGUCGACCCUGAAGAUCCGAACGCAGGAAUCACCACGCAGGAGGACAGAGGGCAUCAGGAAGAAGGCUGGCAUGGACUACAGGACUUUGGUCCACAGAGUGAGAGCCUACACAGUAUGUUGUCAGAAAGCUCCCAAAUUCACCAACCUACUACUUGUUCCUUUUUUGUUUUUGCCUUAGACUGAUUAUAAGCUAUGUUAGCUCUCAAGUUAAUGAUUUCCGUCGUUUUUCCUUUGUGUUUUCUACCCUGUCACAUGUCGUCUGGAAGUUUCAUGGGUUGUAUGAAUUUUUGAAUGUUUAGGUUAUCGGGACAAACUGUGCAUGAAAGUGGACGUUGAUGUUACUGUGGAAGGAAGGAAAGGAAAAAGAGCUUCAGUUUUAAAGAAGUUCACUCUGAAGUUACGAGUCACAUAGCCUCAAAAUAGACGUUUUGAAGAUAAAAGUUUCAAAUGAAACUUCUGAGACACUCCAGCAACCAUGUCAAAAUCUCCUGCACAAAGCUGCUUGCAUGUUUCAUAAAGAUCAAUAUGACCUUAGUUUAAAUAGCCAGUUCCUUCCUGUACAUCAUCAGUUGUUUCAAUAGCUAAGGUCUGCCGGGGAAAGCUUCAGCGUCUCGAGCUGUAAACCUCAACCCUUGACGACCCGUAUCAAUAUUCUACAAAGCCUUCACUUAAUCAGCUGCUGCUGAUAAAAGCAGAGGAAACUGCCAAAACACCAAAAGCUCAUUAACAUUUUCUGUCACACGCCGUGAUGAACGUCUUUGUUUAGCAGUGUUUUUGCAGAGCCCUCAGGCGGGGAAGCCAACCGAGAUGUUCAGUGGCCUUAAUGUGUGACGCUAGUCCUUCAGCUGCAUGCUUUCUUUUACUCGUCUUGUUUUUUCCUUUCUUUUUGUUGGUUGCCUUUAUCGGUUCACACAGAUGCACACCGUGUCAGUUACUUAAGUCCGAUGUCAGGUGUUUUUGCACAAUGAAUAGAUUUCCUGUUGUAGCGCUCAGCACUUGCACCAAUCAUAGCAGCUUUUUGACUUUAUAACAAAUUUCAGAGUAACAAUAUACCAGAGAAGUAUUGUCUAAUGUUUUCGUCUUUAUUUUUUCUGUUUUAUUCGACUUUAGAUGUUUGUUUUUUUUUUAGAAAGUGUGUCAGGUGUAUUUCAGGUUUUCUGUCUUUUUGAGAUAUGUUUUGUAAAAGAUUACAUUUCAGGAUGGGUCUGCGACAGAGUUACUGUUCAGUCCAGUUUGGCCGAGGUUGCUAGUCAUUUUUUAGGUCCAUUUCUGUAGAUCACAACUUGAUGUGGGUUUAUUUUAAAUUACCUUUAUUUAGCGAUUUCUUCCUUAUAUUUCUGCUAUUUUAGAAAUGUUCGGUUCCCUAACAACUAAGUAUGCUUCAAACAGUCGUGGUCAACCAAUCGCUACAAUGUUAAUGCCGCAGAAAUGAGUCUCUAAAACCUGUAAAUAAGUCAUCAUUUCCACAUUUCCGGUUCCCUCAUCUCAGAGUAAAUGGGUCUGUUGAAAUUAUUGUUGUUUAGGUGCAUAAGAUAUUUUAUGCCAUAAGACGAACUCUUGUUUUGUUUUAUGACAUAAAAUAUGUCAGUAAAUGUUUUGAAAUAUAAAAAGUUUACAUAUCUGAAAAAAGGCUGUUGCUGACAGGGCUAAAUGUGACUGGAGAGGUUGUCGAGGACUCAUCUGCUCAAACGCAGACUACGGUAACUCUAACUUUCAAACUUGUACAUUUCUAGUAGUGUUCAAAGUCUAGAGUUGUUCAGUAGGACGGAGAUGUUCAAACACAGCGCGCCUUAAAAACAUCCAGCUGACUUCUGUGUCCAUCACAGAAUGUUACAAAAGAUUUCGGACACAAUCACUUCCGCCAUUAGAAACGGUGUUUCCGACGCUUUUAAACGAUCUGACGAGCGUUUCGUUUAAAGCAUAAUGAGUUGCAAGUGUAGCAGCAAGAAUGUGAUCCCUCAGCCCACACAGUCAUUUUGUCCACGAAAUGCAACACCAAGAGUUUUUUUUUAAUUUUUUUUUUAAGCCCACUAUUUUGCAAUAGUGAUUAAAUUAGAAGAUUGUUUCCUGAUAUCAAACUUUUUACUUUUUUUGUGUGUUAAUCAUCUCAGGAUAACAGGUGUCUGCACUCAUUAAGUCAUUCCUCUCAACCUGAAGACAAACGGAUGAGAAUCAAUUAUCUUCGGAAAAAAAAAUGUAUCUUGUGAUUGUGAUUACAUUGUUGCUGUCAAACAAAAUGACACAAAAAUCAAGUUGUGAUCUCAAAGUAACGUUAUAAAAGUCACUAUCAAACCUCGGCCACUCUUGAGUUUCCUAAUAGAGCCACGAGUCAGUUAAAACGGCACAGUCGACAUUAUUUGCUUUUUGAGUUUGCCCCGAUAGAUCGCCGCAAGCACUCCUCACAUUUUAUUGAACAUUCCCUGGUGAGCAACAGUUUGUCAACCUGAACGCUUCAGUUACACUUCAGUUUUCAUGUGGUGGGAGCAUUUGUUACUAUAUUAGUGUAUGCCGAUAUCUUUUUAUCAGAGAGGGUAUUGAGAAUCUUGAGCGGUUGCUAACAAUAUUGGAAAUCUAUGAAUUUUGUAAACCAUCAGAAGUUUGUAUUCAAAUCCAUUUUUUUUUAUCAUUGGCCAUUUCAUUCAUAAGAGCUGUAUCAUUAAAAAAACAACUUUAGAAUGACAUACAUUGUAUAGUGUACCUGAUGUGAAAAUGGGACUUUUUUUGUUGUUGUUGUCGGAGAAAACCUAUAAAUAAUAUAAAACUUUAAAAUGUUUUAUAUCUUACAAUUUAACACUCACUGGUCCACAUGGAUUUGCACUCACAAGUGCUACGUUUACAUACAAAUGUCCCUUGAGUUAAAAUGAGAUGUUAGCUUUUGAGACAUGUAGAAAAAAAUGCGUGAACCACUUAUUUCAGUUGUAAGAGAUUCAAACAUUAAAAUAAAUAUAUCAGGAAUUAAAUCAAAACUAAAAUGACCCCGUGUAACUCACAGUCCCAGAGUGACGGAGAGCGGCCUCUAUUAUCUGUAUUCCUCCUGAGGCUUUGUAUAUGAAUAAAUGUGUUUAUUGUGGAUCUGAAGGUCUUGAAGAUGUAGUAAUAUAUGUAGAUUAUGCAUGUAAAGCGGGGGGGGCGGUCACACCAAGUAGCUGCCAGGUGUUGGUUAACAAUGGUUUAUGGUUUGUGUCCCUUUUGAGACACAGGACGCAAACAACCAGCGUCACUCUGAGGUUUUUUUUUUUCUUUUUCUGCUGGUGAAAUGUUGAAGGUAGUUUCUGCAUUAUGGAUCUGGCAGCCAGGCUGGGUUAUGUACCGUCUGCCCCCUGCUGGCUUAAAAAGAAAAGUGCAGGCAGACUGAAAAAUACUGAUUUAUUCAUUGCAUCGUUUCAGUUUUUGAAGGGGGGGGAAGAUGAGUUUCUGAAUUUCUGUUUUCCAGAUUUCGGAUUUUGUAUUUGUUGCAGAUAGAAAAAGUAGAGAAUGAAACACUGCUCACCUGAUUGAAAUGAGGUUGUGGAGCUGUUAUACUGUCAAACUGAAUGAGCAAGAAAAGCAUCCGCACACUGAAAUCUGUGCAAAAAAAAAUCUGUGAUUUGUUUAAUCUUCCUGCACAUUUUUAAGCGUGGAGAUGCUUCUUAGAUAGAAAAUGAAGAUCAACAAAGAGAAAAAAAAAAUGAUAUGAUCUCCAGUACAAAGGUGAAUACUGGAGUCUAGUUACUGACUAAAUGUGCUGCCAUGGAGUGUUUCGUCUCCUAGACUGAACGUAGUUUCUCUCACAUGUUUUCUGUUGUGUUCAGGACUCUGUAAACAUUAAAUUUGACUUGGUUUGGAAAACAGUCA